ACCUCUCGAGUUCCGGGCGGCAGUCUCGUCCGCUGAUAGCAUUUCGUCUCAAAAUAGCAAACAUAUCGUGAGGCGUGCAGGAAAAGAUUGUUUUCGAUCAGUCUGACGCCCUAGAGAAGAAGACAAGUCUCAGGGAGUACAAUCUGUAAACACAGACAUUAAAUGGAAAAGAAUUUACCUGUUCCUUUGGUGUGAGGAGCUUGGAUGAUGCAGUGGGCGAACGGCUUUCUCAUAUAUCAGAGACCUUGAGGCCAGAUCUACCUGCCUAGUGGGACUGGGGUAGUCAAAAAUAAAGAAUGGCAUUCUGGAGUGAGAUAAUGAAACAACAACAGUUCCUUCCUCAGUUCCAGGAAUUAUAUGGAAAACGUUUCCCCAUUGAAGUCAGGCACUAUCUCGCUGAAUGGAUAGAGCAACAACCAUGGAGUUCCAUUAACAUAAACCCUUCCCGUGAAAACCUUGCUCGAAAUUUAUUGGACACUAUGGUGUCUGAAUUGCGGAAAGUAUCAAGUCAUAUGUCCUAUCCAUUAAACUGCAAGCUGAAUGAGUAUGCGGCUUGCUUCAAGAACAUGUUUGAUCAGCAGCCUUUAGAACUCGUGAAUACCAUGAACUGCCUCUUGAUGCAAGAAAAUCAAUUGUUUCAGGAGCUCCAACAGACCAGUGUCACUGUUGGUCUACCUAACUCCUUACCAGCCCAAACUUUUCCAACCACCAACAGUGAAAGGAUGAAGCAAGAAGAUGCACAUGUAUUACAGCAAUUAACUCUAUUGAACGACUUAAUCAAGAACAUUCAGAUGUACCGCAGUGCUGUUCAACAAAUCAAUGAAGCUCUUGAACGUGAGCAGCAACAGCUGUCACAGUGUUACCAGUCUCAGCAGCACCUGCAGCAAGCAAAUAGCCCACUACCAGAGUACACCAAGCAGGAGGAGCGCAUAAACCAGCAGAAGAGCACACGGGACGAUCAUAGAAGGGAGAGAAAUUACAGCAUCUUGGAAGCGGUGCGAUCUCUGGAACAGGUCCAGGGCCUUGUGCUGAAUAUGAUUCAGGACUGGAAACGACGACUUCAGCUGUCAGGAAAUGGUGCCUACUUUGAGGACAACCUGGGGUCACUUCAGGAAUGGUGUGAUAAACUUGCAGAAAUGAACUGUCAGAUUCAGCAAGAACUUGGGCUGAUUAGCACACAGGAAGACGUUGCUAUUGACCAGAUAUCAGGAGUGCCCGAGAAGCUCUCCUCCUUACUCAGUAACUUGGUUAGAAGUGCAUUCCUUGUGGAAAAGCAGCCUCCACAGGUCCUAAAGACUCAGAGCAAGUUUUCAUCAACUGUUCGAUUUCUGCUUGGGGUGAAGCUGAAUGCCCAAACAAAGCCUCCUAUUGUGAAAGCCAUAAUCAUUACAGAGCAACAGGCCAGAGUUAUGAGACAACAUGGCAAUAUACAGAGUGAAAACACAGGAGAAAUCAUGAACAGUACCAGCUUACUGGAAUUUAGUAAUGCUACAAAAACCACCAGUGCCAGCUUCAGGAAUAUGUCCUUAAAGAAAAUAAAACGCUCGGACCGCAGAGGAACUGAGUCAGUGACUGAGGAAAAGUUUGCUGUUCUGUUUUCUUCAGAACUCUGCAUCACGGGCAGUGAAAAGAAAUACCAUGUUCAGGCCUUAUCGCUGCCUAUUGUGGUAAUUGUUCAUGGCAGUCAGGACAACAAUGCUACUGCCACAAUCUUGUGGGACAAUGCAUUCUCUGAGAUUGAACGAUUACCCUUCCAUGUACCAGACAGGGUAUCAUGGUCUCAAAUGUGUGACACCCUCAAUAUGAAAUUUAUGGCAGAAGUGCAAUCAACUCAGGGCUUGUGCAAAGAGCACUUUGUUUUCCUGGCACAGAAGAUAUUUGAUGAGCAGAGUUACAGCAUGGAAGAAUUCACAAACAGGAUGGUUUCUUGGUCUCAGUUUAAUAAGGAAAACCUAACUGGAAGAACAUUCACUUUCUGGCAAUGGUUUGAUGGUGUGAUGGAGCUCACUAAGAAGCACUUGAAGGAUUACUGGAAUAAUGGGUUGAUCCUUGGUUUUGUAAGCAAGCAGUAUGCCCUCAGACUACUUAAUCAGCGGGUGAAUGGGACCUUCCUCCUUCGCUUCAGUGAUUCUGAGAUUGGAGGAAUUACAAUAGCAUGGAUUGAUGAUUCUGAGAAGGGUGGCAGACAAGUGUUCAAUGUUCAGCCUUUCACUACAAAGGAUUUAACCAUUCGAUCGCUGGGAGAUCGUGUCCGAGAUAUUGAACGCCUGCUUUACCUGUAUCCCAGCAGACCCAAAGAUGAAACUUUCAAAAAGUACUACACAAAGGAAGCAAAGGGAAAAGAUGGCUAUCUCCAUGCUGGUGUAAAGACUACGGUCAAUGGUGAACAAACACAAAUGGUGGUGCCAACCAUGCUCCCCUCACCAGUGGCCCAGCCACCUGUUGUGUGUACUACACCUGAUAUCUCAAGAUGGCAACAGAUCCCGUGCAACCCAAGCAACAUCAACUAUGAGAAGGGAGAUGCUCCAGUUGCCCCUCCCAUUGCACUGUCUCCUAAUAUAAUGAUUGCCAUGAACCAGGAUGAAGAAUUUCCAAAUGCAAUUCAAGGAGGUCAUCUUCUUAAUCCAUUUCAAAGUGGAAAUGACAUGGAGAUGAACAACUAUUAUGAAGGAGAUCAUCAGUUUGUAAGAGGUGCUGAAAACCCUCCUGCACCUUCUGAUUUGGAACUGAGUGCACUUCUGAACAUAAACCCGAUGGAUAUUGUAAAUACAACUGAGUUUUGAGAUGUCUGUGAGUUUAGGAACAAUCAUUGUCAAGUGCAAAUUAUACAGGAGCCUUUUUGUUUAAAGGAAGGCUCGUUAUGUCAGUGGUUGAGCUUCAAAUUAAGAUUUCUGUUGAGUCCAUUAUGCAUUUUCCUGUAUAAAUUAGAGGGAGAUUCACUGUUAAGUGCAUUUUAACCAGCAGUUAAUAAGCCAUUUGAUAAACCGCUCAUUGGUGAUCCCCCUUGACCAGGCCAGGUAUGGAGCACAUUCUGAAUUUUAACAGCAUUGCUUUGGGAUGCCAGUGGAGGGCAGGUACUCUUGUUCAAAUCUGUGGCUGGAGCAAAGCAGUUGGCAAGUUUGGGCACCUUGUAUAUUUUAAGUGGAAAGGAAUUUAACAUAAAGUUACUUGGUAUGGAAAAUCUAGUACAUUCAAAUCUGCUUAAGCCAAUAUUUUUAUAAGUCACUUUAAGAAAAAUAUUGGCUAAGUUUAGGCCAGAAUAAAGUGCACCCUUGCUUCCAAUGGUUUGUAACGAUGAGUUAACACAACAUGCUCAGAAAAGUAUCGUUUCCUUGCUAUGAGUUUAACAAGAUGUAUUAAGUUUUAUGUUCAGCUAAUAUAGUCAAGUUGAUGUGCUGUUUUAUAACAUCUAUCAAGCCCACCAGAAUAUCCUACUCCAAUGUCUCCGUUGUUUAGGUAGUUAAAAAAUGCAUCAUUAUAAAUAACACAAAGUGGGAAUUUUACUUCUUGAAUGCAAAUUAUCACAACAAUUCAAAUUAAUUGAAGUAUUAGAAGAAAAACUGUACUAAGUUACUAUCUUGCAUCUGGAACAAUCGUCAUCUAUUGGCAACCACAUAUGGCACAAAGAAGUGUUAUCUCCUAAGUAAAUAGGUAAAGGAUAUCCUAGCGUGCUUACAAUUGAUUGAUAAUAAAUUUGGUCAGUUAAUGUGGAGAAACUGAUGCAAUUGAUGGAGCAAAGAAUAAUGUUUUUGCACAGGAUGUGCUACUGUUCUAUGGUGGCAAUGAAAAUAGUCCUUUAAUAAUUAGUGUUUGUGAUUUUGGUGUCUGCAGGAUGCAAGUGCCAAUGGUUGUCCAGAAGAACUAUUUAUGAUGUGGGGGAACCAGUUAGAAUGACAAUGCGCUAAAUCAAAUUUUCAGUGGACUUGUGUGAGGUUACCAUGUAAUCUUCUUUUGCUUUGCACAUUAUUCAGCAAAUAAAAAUAAAAUUUACACUCUUGGUAGGAAUCAAUGAUAUAGAGAAUAUUUUAAAAUGCCAUAUUGAGGCAGGAACACUUGUAUUGAAGCAUAUUACAAGAAUAUUUUGCCAUUACAAAUUAUAAACCUUGUAUGGAGGUUAAAGAGUUUAUUUGUAGUUAAUAUGGUUUGUAUACAAAUUAAGAAUAUAAUGAAGCAAGAAUAUUAAAUUCCUAGCUCCUUCUAUUUCCCAUUUUACACUCUGCCCUAUCAUGAACUCUAUCUAACCUUUUAAUCUUGUGAGGAGUUGUUCUGUAUAAAUAAUCAUUGAUCCCUACGGGUAUACAUUCGUUUUCACUUUUCCACUAUUCAGUCUUAACUUACUGCCCUCCAAAGAGAACAUUCCCUUCUCCCUCUUCUCUAAGUUAUUUCAGACUAUUCCUAUCCUUAGAAAUCUGCAGAUCGCUGUUUCAGCUUGUGGUAUUACAAUGGCUAAUAGACCAUUGCUUCAGAAUGGCUGCCUGAAAUGAUGUUGUCCAUAGAUGUAAUUCUUAGUUAUAUGAUGUAGUGUCAGUUUUUGUAGUCCACUGUACAUAUUAUUUUAUCAUAUUCCUGAAUAUAUUGGAAUCUCCUGGGGGCUUUAUCCUAUAGUAUAGGGUAUUUUUCCACUUCAAUCGUUGAUGUAUUUAGAUAGUGUUCUGUAUUGGUCAAAAGCAUACUAUCUUGUUUCUCCACUUGCACUUACUAUUUAGGCAGAAAAAUUAUUCUUACAAAGUGACUGCUGAAAACCUUUCCAGCUUGUAAGAAAAAUGAGAAUAAAAGUCCUAGAUUCU
Messenger RNA from Pristis pectinata (smalltooth sawfish), 4787 nucleotides. RefSeq names its product signal transducer and activator of transcription 5B-like. Gene Ontology annotation, biological process: cell surface receptor signaling pathway via JAK-STAT; regulation of transcription by RNA polymerase II; defense response. Gene Ontology annotation, molecular function: DNA-binding transcription factor activity, RNA polymerase II-specific; RNA polymerase II cis-regulatory region sequence-specific DNA binding. The record is from RefSeq and is a predicted model, not a curated record. NCBI's taxonomy places the organism in Eukaryota, Metazoa, Chordata, Chondrichthyes, Rhinopristiformes, Pristidae. The transcript is spliced from 22 exons. The coding region runs from base 297 to 2783 and encodes 828 amino acids.